UCAUUCACACACAAACACACACAAUCUCAGCAUCUCUUCACCGAUGACAAAGGGUCCUCCUGGGAGGCGCGCCGCGCGUGACCGCGUCCUCUGCUCUUGUGCUGCUGCAGACCCAGACAGACAGACAGACAGACAGACAUAGGGUGAGACUGACUGCUUGACAGACAGAUACCGGAGACGAUAGACAGGCUGCUGUUGUGUCGGUGAGGAUGCGCGCGGCGGGCAGCAGCAGCAGCAGCUCGCGGUGAUUGUCGGAUCGGUACUAAGAGGCGGAGCAGCUGCAGCGGAGCGCGAGGAGCAAACCGGACACCAUGAGCUGCAACUGGGGCACGGAGCUGUGGGUACGUACACCUGUUCACACCUGCUGCACCCGGACAUGUCCCCGUAUCACACCCUGAAAACCGCCUCAUACCUUCAGCUACAACCGCUCAACCGGUAACAUGUCGGUGAGGAGCCGGUUACCGGGCGGCCUGUUCGUGUAUCUGAGUGUAUGUGUUUGUGCGGGUGUGUAUAUGUGUAAGGCCCUCGUGCUUCAGGCUGGUCUGCCAUAGCAACACGGUGAAUGACGACAACGGCUCGCGCUCUGCGUCCUCCAUGAUGCUGCAGCGCGCGACCAGAGAGACAGAGACCCCCAACCUUCCCCGUGACCCUCACCUCACUCACUUUUACACCCAAAUUACCAUUAAUCAUUAUCAUGGGUGUAAUUAUACUGUAACUGUACAGGAGAGCUGGUGUGUGUACGCAGAAUGUAACUGUGUGUGUGCUGUGUUUGUCCAGCAUUUCCACAGUAUAUCUGUGUACUAUUAAUAGGAAUAAUAUACAUGUGUACAGGAUGGGCUAUAUGUAGGGGAAGGACUCAGUUUAGAGGGUUGUUUUUCACUCAAAUGUAAUAUUUUAAUAAAGUGACCUUAAGUCACCGUCCAGUGUAACAUCUACAGCUCAUAACUGUGAGCCGUGGUCAUCACACUAUUAAAACAGCUAAAAUAUACAAUGUCUAAUUGCUGCUGAACAAAGUCGUUAUUGAGCAACUUUUAUUUCUCCAUAUACUGAUUGGUAUGUGAUCAGAAAAUGUGGAAAACAGAGCAACUUUCUCACACUUGGAUUCUCAAAGUACCAUUUAUCGCCUUAUUGGCAGCACAUUCAUCACAUACUACAUGAAAAAAUAGAUUAAUACCAAUUUCAGUGACUCUCAGGAACAUAAAUAUGUGUCAGAAUUUGGAUAAAACCUGGCAGAACAGACAGACUGAUUCAAACAACCUGGUGCUUAAAAGCACUAAAGCAUAAAAAAAUACAUAAACAUGACUUGUAAUAGAUAUUUGAGGACACACACAGAGCUUGCUGACAGAAACAAAAGCACGAUACUAUGUGGAAUUCUGCCCAACGCAGACAUAAACAACUUUAAAUUCUUAAAGCACUACUCAUUGGUGCAAAUUUUACUUAAUCACGGAGCAGUUUCCCUUAAUUAUGAAUCUUUUAUUCUGUUAAUUAAAGCCCCUAAGAGUAGUUUUAUGAUUUACAUGAAAUAAACUGGAAUUCAUGUUGAUGCCUUUUAUGUAAUAAAAAAGCAAACAAGACCAUCAGCAACAAGACUGAUGAUAUUUAUACCAUAAUAUUUAAUACCUGAAACUAGUGUGUGUGGGGAUAGGUGUCAGCUGGGCAGAGGAAGAAACAGCCUUGUUUUGUGAUCUCUAAAUUAAAAUAAUACAAAAAAUUAUAUAUUUGACUGUCAAAGUUCAGCAGGAACAGUUUUUUUUUUUUUUUUUUGCCGGAAAAACACUAGUGAAGUAUGUAGAAGACAAGAUAAGCAAAGACUGCUUUGUCCACAGGGGGUAUCAAAACUGACACAAACAGAAGGUUCCUCACAGGAACUUUAAAUUAAACAAAUUUCUGUUCAGCAUUUAUGAGACCGGGAGAAAAAACGGACUCACUCAGAUCAAAACCCUCCUUCUUCAGGAUGUCCGGGCUAAUGCAGACAGCAACAGUUUACAAACUCUCUAACAAAAGAGCCACUUUGAACGUGAUUAGAAAGUGUUAAUGUCAUGUUAGUAAGUCAGUUGUGUUUAUUUGUCAAGUUUAUGAAGUAUGUGUUGCUCCAUCUUUGUCUUGCCUUCUGCAAUUCAUCUUUUUGUGUCGUGUUGAUUUCCAGGUUUUCCACAGACAUUGAGAUAUUAUGGUUGUAGAUGGUGUGUAUCAUGUAUGUUUAUGUAUUCAGGGUCCUUUGCUGUUUUUUUUUUAAUGUCUUAUGUUGCAGCUUUGAGCUGAAGUUGUUGAAAUUAUCUUUCUAUUGCCCGGUGCUUCCCCCUGACAAAUUAAAAAACAGACUUUUCUGACUCAAUCUUCACACUGACGGCAGAUUUCAGACUCUGAACUCCUGCAGCAUAUUUGGCAGAGAUUACAUCCUGCAGUGUUGUGCAUCCUGAUGCGACAAGCUUUGCACACCUGGAUUCUGUGCAGAUCCACUCAGUCUCUGUCAGGCUGCUCUGAGCAGGCAGCAGACAGCACUUUUAGCUCUCUUUGGAGGUUUUUAAUGUGCUUCAAGUCUGGGUUCAUGGUGGGCAAUGAGAGAAAACCCACAGAGUUCUGGCCUCUGCUCAGGGUUGUUGUCCCUAAUUUCAGUUUUAGGCCCCAGACUCUUGGCUGCUGAAAACACUCCCAAGUUCUGAUGUUGGCUCUGAAACCUUUAACUCUUUGGAUGCUUUGAGCUCCAGACAGGGAUAGUUCACGUGACUCUGGUAAAAUCAGACGGAGCCAAAGAGGGAGGAGCAGGAGGGUUAGGCAGGCCGAAGCAGUUUGAAUUGAAUGUCCAUGUUGAUUAGGUAACCAACUGAUCUGUCAGCUGAUGUGAGCUGGCAUUUGGAUUGAGCUUAAAUUUGUGGUCUGCCUAAACUAACACUACGCCCAAUUUUAAUACUGGCGUUAAGAUUGUAAACAGUAUGAGGUCUUCACUGUAGCAGCAAUACUCUACCGGGUACUAACUAUCUCUGCAGUCCCACAGGAUUAAUACUGUGCAACAUCAAAAUUACCAUGUUAGAUUAUUUAAACUGUGAAAUACCAUGGAAACUACGAUAUAGCAGCCAAAAGUGUGCAUCAGUGGUACUACAGCAGUAAUUCUGCAGUAUAGCAGCAGUCCAUCAUGACAGUACAAAUACUGUAUCACCCUUUCAAUACCGUAAUACUAAGGCCAUACUGUAAUACAUUAUUACUGCUCUUUAACUGCAAUAUUAGCAUCAACCCUACACUACACUACACAACUAAAGAAGUAAUACUUCAUCUUACAAUUAUAAUACAGCAACAAUCCUAUUCUACUGUAGAGUAAAGCUAUGGCAAUAUCACUAACAUUUAGUUGCUGUAACAGUAUACAAUAUUAAUGGUGAUAUUAAUAUUUAUAGCAACCAGCCAAAUACCUCACAGCACCACUAAACUGUACCACAGUUGUCGGACUGUUGUAAGCUUUCAUUCAGGUUACAAGAUGUUGUCAGUGUGUGGGAUUUUAAUUACUGUAUCAGAGUUGUUUUUGUGUCUCUUUUUGUGUUUCAGGAUCAGUUUGAUAACUUGGAGAAACACACCAGCUGGGGGAUCGACUUCCUGGAGAGAUACACCAAGUUUGUUAAAGAGAGAGCUGACAUCGAGCUGAGCUAUGCCAAACAGAUCAGGUACCACUGUCGCCUGUAUGUCACUCUAGAGCCUACAUGGGGUCGCAUGGGAUUCAAAUAGCUUGCAUUUCCCACAGUGACCAAACACCACAUGUAACUGCUAUGAGACUCAGUUCAAUCACUCAAAUGUAAACAACCUUUUAAUCUAGAAAUCUUGAGAGCUGUUGGAUUUUUGUAUGUGUAUGUUAAACCACAUUCAGUGCUCUUGUGUGCAUGAAGUCAAAGCAUCGUUUACUCCUAAAUGUUGUAUCAGAGAUUUUACUUUACCAACAGACUUUGAGAACACUGCACGUCUGAUUACAGAAUAACUCAAGACAAUUAUGUUACAGUCCUACCUGCAUUUCUGUACCUUUCUAUCUGCAGGAGUCUGUCGAAGAAGUAUCACCCCAAGAGAAGCAGAGAGGACGAGGGCCGGUCAGUAAAGACUUUUGUGAUCACUUUUAUAUCAUGUAAUAUUGGUGCCCAUCAGUAUUUUUCAGCAGAAGGCUAUCAGCUCAUCUGUAUUUGUUGAAUGGCAGUGGCCAACCAGAGCAGAUGAUCUGUAGCGGAUGAACAGGCUUCAACAGAAGAAAUGUGCUGCAAGUGCAAAAAUGAUGCAACUCUGAAAGACCAAAAGACCAAAGCAGACUAAAAAAAUUGUGCUGCAAAAAACUGAAAUAUCUCAGUUUGCUGCAAACAAGCUGCAAAUACACAAUUUUGCAAAGUCCAAACUAGGUGAAACUAUAAAUAUCUGCAAGAGUCAAUAACAUCAACAACAUAACAGUCAUAGCUGAGGCUUAAAAGCAGAAGUGUUCCAGGCAUGGAGUUUUGUAUGUUUGUGUAUUUGCAGCUAUUAGCACGUUCUGUCUGCUUAGGUCACUUAGAUCUGUUUUUAAAGUUGCAUCAUUUCUGCACGUGCAGCAUGAUUUUCCUGAUGAAGACAUUUGGUCAGCUGCAGAUCUUCUGUCAGGACACUAGGACUAUUUAAAAGUACUAUCUGAGAUGGUGACAGACAUUUUAAGUGCAUUCAUAUUGAUCUUUGCCAUCUUUUUGAUCAAUGAUCGAAGGUCCUUUUGGUUUCUGAUUGGCGGUUCAAACUUCACCUGAGGUAUUUUUGCAGGUACACUUGGUGUUUGGCAUUUGCAGCAACUCUCCGCCAGCUGAACGAACUUUCGAUUCAGAGAGAAGAACUUGCUGAAAACUUGAACUCGCAGAUCGUGUGUGAGCUGUCCCGAUACACACAGGAGCUGAAGACCGAGAGGAAGACUGUGAGUACACAAACCCACCAACAAAAACCCAGACGGAGACAUAAACACAGCACAAGAGAAAAAAAACACCAAAACAUCUAUAGAGUACUUCACUGUAAAACUUUUAUGUGUGAAGCACUGAAAUUCAUUUAUCUUUGCUUAAAAACAAAUUAUGAACAGAAGCUGUGUAUGUGUUUUAGCAUUUUCAAGAUGGCCGUCGUGCUCAGCAGCACAUCGAGAGCUCCUGGAAACAGCUGGAGUCUGUAAGUAACAUCUGGCUCACCAACAUAACUGACCAUAGAGCCAAAAUCUAGUUUAAUCAACAUCAAGUUUUUUCUUCACCUGGAUCAACUGUUCUCACUUCACCUUUCACUUACUUUUAUGAUAGUUGUAUUGAUUUGUUUAUUUGUUAUUGUCCAGAGUAAACGUCGGUUCGAGCGCGACUGUAAGGAAGCAGAGAGAGCUCAACAGAUCUCCGACAGAAUCGACCUUGACAACAAAACAGAUGGAGAAAAGGUUGGGAGGAAUUAUUGUUUCCUUUUUUAUAUAAAAAAUGUUUUCCAGAGUUAAACUGAAAAUCAGAUCCUGUAAAAAGUUUGAUUUAUCAUAAACAGUUGAAGUCAUAUUUUAACUUUCUUGACCUCUUGUCUGUGUCUGUGUGUUUGUCUCACAGCGCUGCUCACUGAAGGUAAGAGCCUUCAAAACAUUUAUGUACACUUACAUCUGUUUUUCUAUAUCCCAGUGUGAAAGUGUGCCAAUGUUCACAAUAUUGUUGAAGUGUAAUAAACAUGAAAAAGUGAGGACCCUGAGACUAGCAUCAAAAACCUAAAAAAUAGUCAUGAAACCAAAGUUUUGUGGUCACUCUUUUUUCUCUAAAUGUGCACCCGUAUGUCCUGCAAAGUGUAUGUAAAAGUUAUGAACUUUCUCAUCAUCUAUUUUCAGACAAAUCUAUGUAUUAACAUGUGAAGAUAUCAUCCCCUGAAGUUUCACUUUAAGUUUGAAGUAUUUUAAAAAUCUCUGUGGUGUGGGGAUGUUGGUAGAUAUACUUUUUGUCAAACUCCGGGUGUAUUUUCUUUUUUUGUGUUUUUUUUUCUGAUCCCAGGCUCGUCAAACGGCUCAACAGAAAAAAGAAGCCUCUGAAGAAGCCAGGAAAGACUAUGUGGCCUGUUUAAACCAGUUUAAUCAAGACCAGCACCAGCACUACCACACACUGGUACCAGUUAUAUACCAGGUAAAUGAGCACUCACACACACUUGCACCUGUUUUAUAUUAAGUAGAAACCUCAGAUGUCAAAAAAGUAAAAAAAACAACAAUAUGGAUUUAUCAAGAAAUAUGCAUUUCCUCAAAAGUCCACUAGAAUGCUGCAUCCAAAAGAAAAACUAUGAUUUUUUUGUGAUGUUUUCUGUGUUUGCAGCGUAUCCAAGACAUGGAGGAGCGGCGCAUCGAGAGAAUCUGUGAAGCGAUGCGUUCAUCAGCAGAGGCGGAGAGGAAAGUUCUUCCUGUUGUGAGUCGUUGUCUGGACGCCAUGAUGGAUGCUGCUGAGGGCAUCCAGCCCAGGAUGGUGAGUCUGCUGAAUCCUGGAAACUUCUGGACCAUUUUUAUUCUGCAUUUUGGAGUAAAUUAUAGGCUCCCAUCCUGUUUUUAGCAGUUUCACCUAUGAGAGGUGUUCGAUUUUAUAUGAUACGCUGACGCAUGUCUAAACAAUUCACCUUGAAUUUGUUAUUUUGUGAAAUAUGUCUCAUCUGUGGUAAUCUCUGUUCUUCAGUGACAGAACUGUAUUUGUUCUGGUUUGUUAUGGUCUGAAAAAAAGUGUGCAGCAACCCUUCAGUAAAUCUGAGAUGUUUGUUUGAAUUUUUCAGAGGUGGGGAAAGAUUGCUGUCCUCUUAAUGACAAAUUUAAGACAGAAAAAGGGUCAAAGGUCAUCUCUGAUCCCGUGUGUGUGUGUGUGUGUGUGUGUGUGUGUGUGUGUGUGUGUGUGUGUGUGUGUGUGUAUCUUUGUGUUUGUAGGACACCCGGCAGGUGGUGGAGGUGUAUAAAUCAGGGUUCGACCCUCCAGGUGAUGUGGAGUUUGAGGACUACAGCGCCUCCAUGAGGAGGAGCAUCUCUGAAUCCAGUUACCUCGACAACCGAGCUGAGGGGCGGAGACACAGCAGGAAGCUUUGGCCCUUUAUACGCAAAAACAAGGUGCACAAACACACACCUGAGUAAUUACACACACUCCACCAGUAAACCCAACGGCUCAAGGUGUCAUCAGCCGUACUGACUAGGGCUGAAACGAUUACUCGAGUAACUCGAGUAACUCGAUUAAUAAAAUUCCUCGAGGCAAAUUAUAUGCCUCGAGGAAUCGUUUAAAUCCGGAACCAUGUGCAGCGCACGGUGUUUGACACGGACGGUUAUUUCUGUUGCGCAGAAGCGUGCUCUUUCCGCUCCUUCCGCUGCCGCGCGUUUGGUUCAAUCAUGGAGGGAAACGAGGACAGACAGAAGCUGUGUCCGAAAUGGCAUACUGCCUGCUAUCUACUUACCUACUCAAGCAGUAGCUACUGCCUACUGACUACUCAAAGAUGAUUUGAGUAUGCCGCGGCUGCCCGAGCGUUUACACACAUACAUACUAAAUACCCCAGAAUGCAUUUCGUGCCGGCCGGACGCAGCGCCGGGAAAAUUUAAAUAGUCCUACCACAAGCUACAUAGAACGACUGCAUACCGGACAAAUUAUAUAAAUUCAUUCAAUAAUAAUAUUUUUUCUAGCGAGAAAGUAAGUGUUUACAUCACGAUUAUGAGCCCAGUUGUUUGAAAUAGUGGCUGUUUGUAAAUUUGUCUCGGCGUUUUCGGAGACCGAAGCGUCCACUUGGUCGGUGUUUGCGUCUAUUUACCGUAAACACCGGGCAGCAGCAGCUCCCCCUUCACGUUUCCAAAUUAUUGCGAAGUGUUUUCAUAAUCAACAUCUACACGACACAAACCGGGCGGCAGUGGAUGAAAAAAAUCACACAAACAUCCGUGUAUCCAUGGUGAUAAUGCUAUACACCACCUGCUAGGCGUGUGAUGAGCAGCAGAGGGCUGCAAAAUGACCAACACACAACAACAUGUAAAUAAAAAUGUAACACUUUUAUAUAUUGAAUAAAUGUACAUUUGCUUGUCAAAUUAUGUUAGUAUCCAAGAAUUAUAUUAUUUCAGCCUAUUAAUUAAACAAGUAAAAUUAGAUCCAAAGCCUGGAAAUAGUUGUGACUGGUUUAGUGAAAACUGCAAAGAUCAUUACCAUAGCAAUUAAAAGACCAUCUGCAGACCUUGCCUUCAGUAGUUUCAUGUGAACUACAUGGUAAAAUGUAAAACUUUUGGUUCCUGAUUUAUGCAGUAAAAAUAUUCAUUUGAAAGACCUGGCCUAUUUCAGUUUUGUGUGUUACUGAUGGUUUUUAAUGAGGCAAACGUGAUUCAAUGCAAAGUAUUACAGUGAGAGCAAAACAUUUCUUAUCCGAUUACUCGAUUAAUCGACAGAUUAAUCGAUAGAGUACUCGAUUACUAAAAUAAUCGAUAGCUGCAGCCCUAGUACUGACACACCUCUCUCUCUCCAGCUUUUGACCCUCCUCUCCUCCCCUCGGCAGCCUCCCCCUCCUCCCCCCACCUCCCCCUCACCUGGUGCUGUGAAUGACAGUCCCCAGUCCCCGCCCCCUGCCUCUAGAGAACCAAUCACACAGCGGCUGAAUGACCUCAUGACAUCUGGAUCGAGAACCAGGAAGCAGUGUUUGCGUAGCCUUAAACGAGGGGUAAAUACACACACACACACACACACACACACAAAUGUAUUGCUAAAUUAAUGUGAGGCACAAACUCUGAUUUGAUGUUUUCUUUUUGCCUUCAUAUGCUUCUUUGUGAUUGGACAGCUGUCUCUCAAACUGGUCAGUAUCUCGACUAUCCAUAAUGUACAUAUGAACAUGUGAUGUCUGCUGCUUUUUUUUAGUGUGAUACGUUCAAUGACACAUUAAAACAAAAGAGAAUAAAAUAGGAUAGGAUAGAAUGAGGUAGAAUAAAUAAAACAAUUGGAAAGAAUUUAACAGAGUGGAAUCGAACAGAGUAAAGUAGAAUAGAACAGAAAAGAACAAAGUAGAAUAGAACAGAAUAAAACAGUGAAGGUGAAGAACAGAAUACAAUACAGCAAGAUAGAAAAGAACAGAGUACAGUACAGAAGAAUAAAACAAUGGAAUCAAACAGAAUAGAUUAUAGUACAAUAGUAUUGUAGAAUAUAAUUUAAUAGAGUAAAACUGAAUGCAAAGAAAUUUAAUUAGGUGAAAUAAAAUGCACUAAAUCAUAACAGAAAAGAAUGGAGAAAUGGAUGUAUGUGUUGUAGGGUUCGGGUCCUGCAGAUUGCAGUCACCUCCCUCCAGAGCAAAGAAGAAAGAAACUUCAAACUCGAAUCAACAACAUCAACCAAGAGAUCCAAAGAGAGCGAGAGCAGAGGUAAUACACACAAGUAUACACACGCACACACACACAUUUUAUAACACUCAAACAGCUGGGCAACAAGACUAAAAGAAAUGAGAGGGUUUAGGCAUCAAUCACCAAUGUUAUCUACCUUAAAUAUUAAACCGCCAUCCUUUGUUCUGUCUCAUAAUGUUUUUCAAUCUUUACAACUCUGCUGCCUCCUGCUGGUGUGAAGGAAAAAAUCUGAUACUGAAUACUGUAUUUAGUUGCAGAGGGAAAAAAAACAAUAUCUUCAUAUCAAAGCGUCUACCAUGAGCAGAAUUUGAUUCAGAACAAUGUCUGAUGUUUUCAUAAUAUUCAAAUUUUCAUCACUACAUUGGUUUUUAUAUCCAUUGUUAAUAUUGAAUGUUGCUUUAAACAUACUAGUCAGUGAUAUUUAUUGUUUUGUUUUGAGAGUGAAGUCAUCUGCAGUCAAAUCUGCAUUAUGUAUUAAAUGUUAUGUAAAAUUCUGUUGAUGCAGGAUGUGAAUUAAUAUCCUCUGUGAUUCAUUUGUGUGUGUUUGUGUUUUUAGAGACGCUCUGUUAAAGAUGAGGGAGGUGUAUGAGCGGAGUCCUCAGAUGGGCGACGCUGGCAGUUUGGAGCCUCGACUGGAGGAGGUGAAACAAAGUCUGCAGAAACUGGAGGAGGAGCUGAGGAAGAACCAGGUUUAUACUUUCAAAAUCACAUAGUUCACAGAGAGAAACACACACUGGACUUUUUACAUUGAACACCAUAUGUAUAUUAUCUAUCAUCUGGGCUUUUUGCAUUUUGAUCAAGAGAAAUUUAAGCCUGGGCCACACACUUUUGGACUCACUCUUAUUCUGUACAUAAUGUGUGUUUUGUGUCUGUUUGCUUAGGCGUGGCUGGCGGAGGCUGACAGCAGACUGUCUGAUCACAGCGGUAGAAGACAGAGUGGAGGUUGUGGGGUAAAUUCCCAGGCGACGACACCAGGCAGCAGCAGCCUGAAACAGCUGGACAACCGCAGUCCAGCCAGCAGAGAGAGGUACUGAAAACUGAUAAACAGUUACCUGCACAUGUUUAAUUUCUACGAUUCUAAAUUGAGGUAGCUCCACUCGUCUUCUGGGCAGAUCAGACAGAGGACAAGUCUCUUCCUACAAACUGCCCACUACAGGAUAAUCUGGCUAGAUAAUCUUGAGAACCAUCCAAAUAUCAGACCUUUGCUGACUUUUGUCAGAAGGGGGGAACCAGGCCAUGAAUUUGAUUAACUUUCAGUGUGUGCCCUGCUGUAACUUUUUUAGAGAGCCCUACAUUAAGCAUGGAUCCAUUUGUCACUGAGCAGAGCAAUGUGGCAUAAUAGUGACAGGGUUUGAACUAACGAGCAGAGGCCAGUGUUGCUAACUCCUUUGUAAGAAAAGUUGCUAGUGGCUGUCCUAGAAGUUGCUAGAUGUUGCCAUCGCCUAAUUUGCACAACUUUUCAGUCCAAGGAGCGAGGAGUCUUUCUCAGGGUGUCUGUAUGUGUGUGUUUUUUUGAUGCACACCCACUAACCAUUGAGAAGAGUAACAUCGAUACCCGCUUUCAUGUCAGAGUCUCGAAACUCCAGAAAAAGUCACUAAAUUUGUCGCCAGGCUCUUUUUUGAAAAUAAGUCACUGGGAGGUCUGAAUAGUUGCGAAGUCUAGCGACAAAGCUGCGAAAUCUAGCAGCAAAGUCGCUAGGUUGGCAACACUGGCAAAGGCUUGUUCAUACAGGGGCGGCUCAGCUAAUUCAGGCACUAAUAAAGUCACUGGACAUGAAAAUAAAAACUAAUAAACUAAUGAAAGUUUCUAAACUUACCAGCCACCUUACUCGUCUGAGCUCACUCUGUUUUUCUCCCUCUGUCUCCCCCUUAGUCCUGAUGGCAGCUACACUGAAGACAACAGCGCAGAGCUUCACUUUAAGUCUCGUAGUUCAGAGUUUGAUGAUGACUUUGAUGAUGAAGAGCCGUUGCCGAGUAUCGGCACCUGCAAGUCCCUGUACCCGUUCCAAGGUACUUUAUUUAAUUUGAUCUUAACCUCACUCUGUCUGCUGUCAGUGUACCACCUGAUCCACUGGGAUUCCACCUGGUUCUCUCUGGUCUGAACACGCUGUGAUUGAUCCUCUCCAGGUCAGAAUGAAGGUACCCUGUCCAUGGUGGAGGGAGAACUACUUUCUGUAGUGGAAGAGGACAAAGGUGACGGUUGGACCAGAGUACGGAGGAACCUGGAGGAGGAGGGAUACGUCCCCACCUCCUACAUCAAAGUCUUCCUAGACAGCAGUGCCAAAGGUGCCAUGACCUACAUAUAACCUAGAUUUAAACCACCUAUGACCUUUAUAUGACUAAAGUGAUCUACCUACGACCUAAACAUGACCUUCAUAGACGUCUACAUAAUCCUCAGACACAGAUUCUACAUAAAAAGGCCAAAUCUGGAGGCAGGGCUUUCAGAUUAUUGUAAAGGAAGUGUUCUGGUUUCCACUGUAGUACAUUUGUAGUCCAAUUAGUACUGACCAAUCAGGUAUCAGUGGGCUUUUGCAUAUGCAGGAAAGACAAUCUGUGUGGAGAGCAAAAGCAGGUAGUAUGCAAUCAGCAGUGAAACAUCCUGGCUCCUGUUGAUGGUAAUCUGAUAACUAUUUUUAUCUCUUUUGCAUGCAAGCACAGUCAUUAUUUUGGCAAUAAUUCAGAAAAAGGAAAAACAAAUUAGGGGUUCACACAGCAAAGCCUGGAUACGACUUUGUAUUUACAUUGAAACUAAGACUUGAUGAACAGCUGCCAUACUGGAGGAUUAAAUGAACCCAGAAAUUACAGCAUUUAUUUUGUAGACAUAUCUGAGUUUCCUCAAAGUUUUGAUCUGAACUCAUGAACGCUUCUCAAGUUCCUAGAGUUUAUUCCAAAGUUCACCAUUACUCCCAUGAUAGCUUGUGGGAUCCAAGACUGGCCUACACAAGACUGAUGCCGAGGUCAGACUACAUGUUUUUAAAAUGAUUAUUGCCCAAUCUGCUGUUUUUACUGUAAUGAAUGGGUCAGAGACUAUCCAAUCUGUUCCAUUUUUUAGGUGGAUGUUAACAACAGCUGCUGGUGAAGUGCCCCUGAAAGCCAGUUGUGCAGACCUACAACCAAUUGGGUUUACAGCAUGUGAUGUAAUGCAGAGCAAUAAAGAUGUGGAAAGACAGGGGAAUGCAGAGAAAGAAGAAACACCCAGCAGUUUCAGACCCACCUGCCAGAGUCUACCAGAGGGAUCUGGCUGCUGAGUCUCUGAUGGGUCUGGAAAUGUCAGGCUAGCAAGUUCGAGCUGUGAGACAGAGAUUUUGAUGGUGAUGAUUGGUUGUUUCCCUUGUGCAGUGUCUGCCAAUCAAGUCACAGCAGGUCUUCAGGUGUCCCGGUCUUAAAUUGACCAUCAUAACAGACUGGCGUAGUCUGACCUCGGCAUAAAGACCCUUGACUUUGACAUGACACACUCUGGACCUAUUCUCAUAUCCAGCUGCAUUUGACCUCAACAUAUGACCUUGAAGUGACCUCUGACCUCUGUGUGACAUUAAGUGACCUCUUGUUGAGCGUGUACAGAUGUGGUUCUUUGAAGAAACAGAACAUUUUUUUGUAAACUAAAGUAGCCCCCCCAACCCCCACCCCACACCCUCCUCCUACCUGAUAACCUCCAUAAACCUUUACCUUUUACCUGUAAAUGUCAGCACUUUGGUUGCUAUGGUUACAGCAGCAGCCUGUCUGUGUCUACCUGUGCUCUGCCUGUCUCUGUGCUGAACUAGAACUCUACCUGUUAUUUUUUUGCUACUGUUGUCUUUUUAGGGGGUUUUACACCUGUGUGACAUACCUGUCUCAUCUGAGGUGUUUUCUUAAGAGUAACUGGAGAUUUUAUGCGACAGACUGAACAGAUGUUUCCAGUACUGCAGAUCAAAUCUCUAAAAUUUGUUGGACAGAGAUGGUCAAAAUGUUUGACAGACCAGAGAAAUGUAAAAGUUAACAGAGAGAACAGAAUUUUGAUGGAUUUCAGAGAGCAACGACAUGAGAAAUGAUCAAGUCAUGAGAUUUGUUUGGAUACUUAAGGUAACUGAGAGGAGUAGUCAUGCUUAUAAGGGAUACUGUGUAUAAAGAUUAAGACCUCAAGGUGGGAGUUCAAUGUUGUAGAGUGGUUAGAGAUGGUAGGGUAGUUAAAAAGAGAUUUGAAAAUGUGAAAGAGAUGGUAAAUUUGAGAUUUUGAAGUGUUGGCGGAUAUUUAAAGUUGGAGAUGUGAGAAGUCUGAGAUGAUAGAAAAUGUUGUGGACAUUAAAUGUGAGGUUCAUAAGAAACGAUAAACUUAGAAAUUUGAGGUAUGGGAGAAAUUGUUUAGAUAGUGUGAGGCUCAAGAUAGAAGAGAUAUGUUAGACAUGCAACAAUACUUCAGAGAUUGUAGAAAUGCUGCAGAUACGUGAGAGAUGUUUGGUUUGUUCAAACUCUGAGAGAAUUAAAGGAGCUGAAAGAAACUUUAGAUUUGAUUUGUGACAUUUAAGAAAUGUGAGAAAUGUUUAAAGAGAUACUUGAGAUGAAGAGAGAGAACUGUAAGAAAUUUGACAUGCAUGAAAGCUGAAGAGACGUAGGCAGUAAUGACAGAGUCCCAGUCCCUCUGUAAGCCUGAAUCUUGUUUCAUGUAUGUCAAAUGUGAGAGAUCUGGUAACUUUGUCAGCUUCAUGAUGAAUAUGAGGUGAUUUGUUUUCUUUUCUGAAGAAUUCUUACUCAAGUUUGUUGUGUCAUAAGUGAUACAAUCAGUGUUCGGACAAAUCAAAAAUAUCACACAAAAUGAACACAUACCAAACUGUGAAGAUGAUGGAAAUGAAAGAACCAGAAAAGUCUAAUUGAAUCAGCAGCAGAUCGACUCAUCCACCAUGACACCAACAUUUAAAAACUCUAGAUAAUGGAAAUGUUUUCACUCAAAGGACAAAUGACUAAAAUACACAAACACAAUUAUGUAUGGUAAUAAUUUAUGCAUUAAAAACAGGGUCCUGGGUAACUCUACUUGACAGAUCGUGAGGAAGAUUGAAUCAUGUAAAUUCUCACUUCUCCAACAUAAACAUUCAGAGAUGAGGGGUCCCUAUCAUCACCUCGUCAUUUGUCUUUUCUAUCUGCAAAUAUGAAAUAAUAAAAGAAGCACAAAAACAUGGCUGUAGAGUUUAGCAGCUCUGAGUAGUUUGCUCGUGUUGCAUCUGAUUGUAGGAUGAGCUGUCGGUACCCUUUUUUUGCACUCUUGAAAUGACAGAGCUCAAACCUGUCCCCAUUUAGGUGACGUGUUUACAUGGGAGGGGACACUUCUUAUUAUAAUCCUGCUGUGAACAAAAGUUAAGCUUAAGCACUUUUAACAGAAUAAAUGUUUUUGAGGUCAGCCAGGGAUAAAACUGAGUCAUAGUCACUGGAAAGUAUGAGUGUGACAGUCCUUUUGAAUAAUUCAGCUCAGUUACCACCAACUUUCAGCAGACAGUAAAAAUGUUACCCUGUGCGUGACCACUAGCGCAGGUGUUUGUGAAUUAAACAUUCGUAAUGAGGUUUAUCUCCAUAAAAGAGGUCCAUGUCGCAUCAAAUAAAUGCAGAAUCCCAGGAUACAGGGAUGCUAUCUGCUCUGAAGUGCAGUUUAGCGUGCAUCCAAACCUUUGCAUGUCCUUUCUGAUUUAGAUGCUGUUUGUCUCCUUCGCACUGGUUUAAGGGGCUCAAAAGCCAUGCAGUCCUUAUGUGAAUCAGGCCAUGGGUUUAUUUCAAGUGAGAGGGCUUGAAGAGCUUUAGGAGUUUAUCACAUUUCAUUAAGUACAAAUGAUACCCAAUGAGGUAAAUCAUGCAACAGCUCAUUUCACAUCAGAUGCUUCGACUCAUUUCUCACAUUUUGAAUUCUCCAGCUCUAUCCACUAUCAUUAUCAAUCAUCACUGCUAACAGUUAUUUUCUUUUCUAAUUUAUCUGCUGAUUAAUUUCUCAAUUAAUCAUUGAGUUAUUUGUUCAUUUUCAUUAGAAAUAUCCACAAAAGUUUCUUAAAUGGUCAAUUCUGUUAGAGAGCAGUUUUGUUCAGCAGCACAUUUGUAUCAGUUUUUAAAUGACUUCACAGAAAUACAGUUAUUAGUGAUAUAACUCAGCAGCAGCUGUUUGAUCUUACUGAGUGUAGUUUCUGAGAGGUUUCCAGUGUUUUGCUGCAGGCGGCGGCAGUCUGACCUCCUGUCUCACUCUACCAGCUCUAACAUAUCUACCUGUCUGUCCCUCUGUCUAUCUCCCUGUCCGUCUCUCCGUCUGUCUCCCUCUCUUUCUGUCUGUCUGUCUGUGUCUAUCUUGUAGGCUUUGUGCAGAGUAGUCGGCUAGUCUAGCACAGUAAUCCACCAGUGAGGACGUCUCUCCACAGGAAGUGAUGUAAAGGAAAAAGCUCUGAGGAGGUCCGCUGACAGCUUUUCAUUGGACAGUUUAACUGCUGUCAAUACGUGAUGGAGGAAAACUUCUGCUGGUGACUGAGAAAUCAAUCAGAGAUCAAUCAGCCUUUAUUUAAGUCUUGGAGAUGAGUGCAUCAGCUGGGUAGUAAAAAAAAGUUGGUCCAGACUCAGCGAAGAGCAACCAAUACCCCUAUUUUAAGCCAGAACACACACCAAGUGACUCUUAGAGCUGAAGUGGUUUUAAACUGUGGGAGUCCACACAAGUAAGGACAGGCCAACAUUAAAUUCCUCUGAAAACCACCUGUAGACUAUUCUAUGAGGCUGCUUAAAACAAAACACUUAGCAUUUGUGGUAAAACUUUCCACAGUGGAGGUUCCACAGACACAUAAUGUAAUGUUGUGUUCACUCCUUUUUCAAAUAAAAUCAUUUGCAUAAGUCAGUUACAUGUUGAUUAGAUGUGAGUUCCUGUCCUGUGACACAAAUGCGGUGAACAGUGCAAAUUUAGCAGAUUAUCUGCACCAACAAUGCAAAUUUAUGGCACAACAUCAAACCGGCCAAGGAUCAUUCAUCUGCAGAAUGAAGGAUGGACUGAUAUUUAUGGUAUUCAGCUCCCUGAGCUCUAGGACACGACUUGUUUUUAAAAUGAAGAGUAAAAAAGAGCUCAUCUGGAGGAAAGUGAGUGAGGAGGUCAGAUUAUCUGGUAAAUUGUUUAAACACAACAGAUCCUCACAAUGUGGUCAGCCUCAGCUAUGUUUGAUGCAGGAAUUUCUCCUGCAAUCACUGAUGAGUUAAGGCUCUCCUGCAGACACGAUGUAUCGACAAAUGAAGUGAGUCAUAUUCACACAACAUUGAAGAGUUCAACUACGCACGAUUUAAACGACAAAAUCAUUUUAUUUGUUCGGUGUGAACACAUCAUAAUAUAAACUCUUGUCAUCAAACACAACCUCAGGAAACAAACAACUAUGGAGGACGAUUGUGACUGUCGGCUUUUCAGCGUGCACUCUGUUUUGGGUUGACAAACAAAAAUCUAACCAUAACUCCACCACACACUUGAGGAUCAUUCUAGAUAAAUGAUCAGUUACCACAAGCCUCCAAUCAGGCCACGCCCCACAUCAAUUGGAAAGGCCCGAUUGGAGCCUCAAAUCAAGCUUAAACUUGUGUAGCAUGUGACCAACCAAACUAGCAAUGUCGCUGUGUCCAUUAUUGUGAAUUCUUGCAUAAUUUAUGACAUGCCUAUUUGUUCAUUAACUUCUCACACUCACCUCAUGGCCCAGCAUGGUGUUGUUAGAUGAGAAUUUAAAACAAACCAAGUAGUGUUUUGAAAAGCUCCAUUUGCAUAAAAACAGGUGCGUGGACAGAACCACAUUUUACUUACUUUUAUUGAAGGUACUUUUAUUCAAGCAGGAUCGUCAAAACAAAGUCUCGACAGUUUAGUCAAAAUAGAACUGAUCUAUCAGCUCUGCCUCUCAGUAAACUAGCAGUGGGUUGACCUGAUCACAGACAGCCUGUCAUCAUUAACCGUUGUGUGAACCACCACCAACGUUCUGCCAUUACGACUUUCUUUAGAGUUCAGUGACUUUUUUGUUUGUAAUACUUUUGAUGCUGGUCUGACUUUUUACUGUUACCUGAGCUUCAUCCUAAGUGUAAAGGUUACAACACAACACAAAGAAGCCUGAUGCUGAACUUUAAGUUUGUUUUAGCUUUCAGCUCCAGGUUGGACUCAGUGUAACAGUUCCACAGACACCCAGGUGGUGCACUCAGCUCCCUAAUGCAUAGCAGACAUCAAAAUAAAGAUCAGAUAUUAGACAGGUCCUACACACGCUAAUUCAUACCAUCUGUAUUUACUCCAGACCUAGAUGUUAACUUAGAUCAUUAUUCAUUACAAAUUCAGAAGGUGUUCAUCUUUGUUAAUGAAGAAAUCCGGCUCUAGGCUUUUGAAAUACAGUUUUGAAACAAUAGAUGAAGAAAAUCUACUUAAUAUUAAUGUUUAAACUUUUUUAUAAAGUUAAUAUCAUUUUUGAACAUAAUAAUGAAAAAAAAGAAAAGAAAAUCAGUCCUUCAAACAGUUGUUCUGAUGUGAAAACAUUCAAAUGGUUUUCUGAUUUGUUGAUGAACUGACCUGAGAUCAGUUUUACUUGAUGCACUUCAUUUACAAUUAAUAGUAGUAAUAAAAAAGAAGUUAUUAAAUCAUCAGACUGUCCUAUUGAAAAAAAAGUGAAAUGGUGGAGAAGACGAUCCGUCCUGUUGACCACUGUAGUCCAAAAAAAGAGCUUUCUAUCCACCUUACGUCUUACUGCAGUGAUGUCCAACUGUACCACGUGCGUCAGUUCAGUGUGACAUCACUGUGGGUGUGGCCGGAAGAACAAAACAAACUGAUGAGGGUGCUCUGUAGUAACUGUUGAGUUUAAAUCCUUUAAACUGUUCAAAGUUUAAACUUUACAGAACAGACAAAACUGUCUUAAGUUGGUCAUGAAGGGUUGACUGCGUGUAAAUAAACUGUAGCUGCACAGGUGUAGCCCGCCUCCUGUAUACCUGUUGACUUAAACCCCGCCCCCAGCUGCCCCAAACUGUACUAGCCUCUCCCCCUUCCCUGCUCCUGCCCCCUGCUUGUUGAUCGAUGAUCAUGCUCUUGAUUGAUUGUGUGAAAUGUGAAACCUUUUUUUAUUUUAUAGUGAAACAUGAUUAGUUAUUGAUUUUUUUAUUGAGACGUGAGACUGCUGAUCACGCUCUUUUCAAUUUCCUGUAUGUUAAAACUUUCAAAAUAAACUACACUCUGAAUCAAA
Xyrichtys novacula (pearly razorfish) is the source of this 18480-nucleotide messenger RNA. Lineage: Eukaryota; Metazoa; Chordata; Actinopteri; Labriformes; Labridae. The record is from the annotation of a GenBank genome assembly.